GGAAGGAAUGUUGAAGAAAGAGGAAUUGGCGAGCGAUGAGGAGGAUACGGUGAAGAGGGAAGAAAAUGUGGAGAUUCGUGGUAAUGUAGGAGAAGCUGUAGCAGAAGGAGGAACGUUGAAAGAAGAGGAAUUGGACAAGGAAAAGGAAGUAUGGAGAUCGGUAAUGGGGAAGAAUCUGUAGAAGGAGGAAUAUUGAAAGAAGAGGAAUUGGACAAGGAAAAGGAAAGUAUGGAGAUUGGUAAUGGGGAAGAAUCUGUAGAAGGAGGAAUAUUGAAAGAAGAGGAAUUGGACAAGAAAAAGGAAAGUAUGGAGGUUGGUAAUGGAGGAGAAUCUGUAGAAGGAGGAAUAUUGAAAGAAGAGGAAUUGGACAAGGAAAAGGAAAGUAUGGAGGUUGGUAAUGGAGGAGAAUCUGUAGAAGAAGAAGCAUUAAAGGAAAAGGAGAGUAUGGAGGUUGGUAAUGGAGGAGAAUCUGUAGAAGAAGAAGCAUUAAAGGAAAAGGAAAGUAUGGAGGUUGGUAAUGGAGGAGAAUCUGUAGAAGAAGAAGCAUUAAAGGAAAAGGAAAGUAUGGAGGUUGGUAAUGGAGGAGAAUCUGUAGAAGGAGGGACAUUAAAGGAAAAGGAAAAUGUGAAGAUUUGUGAUGGAGGAGAAACUGUGGAAGGAGGAACAUUGAAAGAAGAGGAAUUGGACAAGGAAAAGAAAAGUAUGGAGGCUGUGGAAGAAGGAACGUUGAAGAAAGAGGAAUUGGAGAAGGAAAAGGAAAAUGUGGAAAUUUGUGGUGGAGGAGAAACUGUGGAAGGAGGAACAUUGAAAGAAGAGGAAUUGGACAAGGAAAAGAAAAGUAUGGAGGCUGUGGAAGAAGGAACGUUGAAGAAAGAGGAAUUGGAGAAGGAAAAGGAAAAUGUGGAAAUUUGUGGUGAAGAAGAAUCUGUAGAAGGAGGAAUGUUAAAGAAAAAUAUAGAAAUUGGAGGAGAAUCUAUAGAAGGAGAGAUAUCGAAGAAAGAGGAAUUAGAGGGGAAAAGCAUAGAGAUAGGUGAUGGAAAGGAAGGCGUGGAGAGAAAGGAGAGCAAGGAAGAGCACGAAGAAAUGUCGGAUGAGAAAUCUGAAAAGGUGAUUGAAAAAAGCGAGAUAUUGGAAACGAGUAAUGAAAACAUGAAUCGAAGCGAAUCCAGGUUGAUAGUUGAAGACGAAAUUUCUGUCGGUAAAAAAUUAGACGAAACGUUAAUUAAUAGGAGAUCGAGAUCGGAGGAGAAAGAAUCAUCCGUGGAUGUAUCGAUCGAUGAACGCAGUGUGAUGGAAAACGUAGAAAGUAUGGAAGAGGGGUCGAAAUUGGGCGAAAAUGGAAAAGAGGAAUCGAAAACGGACGGUGACAGAGAAAUCGAGAAAUGCGUGGAGGAAGGAAAAUUGGAUUUGGAAAGUAAGGAUGCGCGAGAAGCGUUAACCGUGAAGUCAAAAUUAACGGGAGAUGACGUAGACUCCGAAAACGAAACGUUGACUAAGCAAUUUCUAAAAGAAGAGGAAGAAGAGGAAGCUUCGAGGAAUAUUGCCGCGCAAAUAUCCAAAAUUGACGAAAAAUUGGCGCGAAAUAAGCGAUCGACGAGCGAAUCAAUUUUGAGAGUAUCUUCGUUAACCGCUUUGCCCAAAGAUUUAUGCAAAAUUUCGCACGACGCGAAGAGCAAACGUCCCCCAACACCGCCAAAAAGAUCGUCCAGCCUCGACUUCCAAGAAAGAUCAACCCGUGGACCAAAAGGGGGAAGCGAGGAGAGCAUUGGGGAUAAUAUCCCUGGCCGUUCAACGGAGAGUCUCGAGAGGACGGAGGACGCAGCUAGCUCCUCGUCGCGUCGAGAUUCCACGGAAAGUUGGACGACGAGGGAAAAUAUUGGCACUCUUGGAACAUUAUUGACGAUAAUAUCCAAGAGUGACGACGGCGUCGAAAAUAUUCGCGACACUUUAAGCAACGUGGACAUGGUCACCCUACCAGAGAGCGUGCGCAACGUGUUGGUGGACUUCGAAGGCGUUGGGGGGAGGGGUGCUUGCCUCGACGACAACAAGACGAACGAGUUGCGCAAGUACGCGGAGAAUGGCGCCAGGCUUGGCAAUGGCGCAAGUUCUGAAAUAAAGCGUGACUGCUUGGAUCGAGAGACACGCGAAAAAUCGCGCACGAAACAGAGCGUGGACGGGCCACCCGUGAAAAUUGUCAUGGAUCGGUCUCGAGAGGAGAGAUCGUCGGAUCUCCCCGCUUCGACUUCGAAACUUGGAGGGGGGAGGUGCGUGGAAAGAAUAGAGAAAAUUGACGUGGAAUCUCGAGAGACGCGGGAAGAAUCAGCGGCGUCCACUUGGAAAGGAAGCGCACCCGUGGAAAGAAUAGUGAAAAUCAAUGUGGAAUCGUCCACCGACGAAUCUGACAAACCGAACAUUUCCAAGAAAUGUGAAGACGAAGAACGAAAAAAGGUUUCGUACGAAUUACACGAAAAGUCCCUAGAAUCCAAGUCGGUAAAACAGAGUGCGGACAGAGCUUCGGAAAGAAUAGUGAAAAUUUCCAGUGAGAAACAGGAAGAAAGGAAGGAAUUCGUUUCGCAGGGGAAACCCGUGGAAAGGAUAGUGAAAAUUAACGUGGAAUCGUCGAUUUCCGGAGAACCGAACGAAGCGAAGGAAAGGACUAGAAAGAUUCGCGACGAGAACGGAGGGAAGGAAAACGAGGUCGGGCCGAGACGAGAGGUGCAGUCUCGUCAUCAUCGCGUGCACAAGAAGAUCGUGAAGAACGAGACGUCGAGGACGGUCGAAACGUCUAGUAGUAGUAGCAGCAAGGAGCGCGGUAACAAGACGGAAAGUUCGAAGGAUACGACGAGGGAGCUCACUACGAGCGAGGAAGAAUUCGAGGAGAUUUACAAGUAUUCCACUCGCGCGUCCGGCGAUGAGCCGCGAUCCUCCCCCGCGUUCGAAAUCGGCGAAGAGAGAAAGGACUCUCCUUCCCACGUAUUGAACUCUAUCCUGAAAAACGACGAGACGCGGUCUCAUCGCAAACGAAAUGUUUACGAGAGGAGCGAAACUUCUCCCUCCGCCAAAAUAUCGGAUUCGACGAGGCUCCACGGCCCGAUGGAAGCGUGGCAGGUGGACAUAUUCUCGAUAAUAGCCGAGGAGGCGAGGAAGAGCAAAUUGAGGCGAGAGCGAAUCGAAUCGUCGCCUCUACCACCCUCUACCAGCGAGGACCUCUACUACGUACCGAUCGAGAGUGGCUCGAAUUACUCGAAGGGUAAGAGAAACGAUUUCGAGGAAACGGGCCCCGUCGAAUCGUUGAAAGAUAUCUGCAUCAAGAAAAUCUUGUCCAUGCCGUACGGCCUGCACGUGAUCAACGAGAUCACCGUGCCCAGUUUCAACCCGUUCGAGAGUCUGGGAGCCGAGGUAUCGAAAUUUUCGACGACGAACGGGGUCCGUGGAAGUUCGAACCGCGUCGAGGAUACUUGGCUCGGUUUAUCGACCGCCACCGACCCGAAAUUGCUCGUCUGCCUGUCCCCGUCCCAACGGAAGGCCGGGGUAAAGGCAACGGCCGACAAUCUGCUCGAUUUGCACGAGAAGUUCAUCAACAGGCGCAACUACUUCGACGAGGAGCCCCCGCCACGAGUCCCCCUCGCCGGAUAUCGGAUGGUAGAGGUGAUGGGCCCCCGUGACGAGAAGGGGCGAGGAGUGGAGGAGUGGAGAGGAGGCGGCGAGAGGAACAGACUGUUGGAGAUUAUCAAGGAGAAUUCGGACAGGAGGAGCGGCGGCACGAAAUCGGUCACGUUCGAGGAAUCGAGCCAAUCCCGUGACGGGGUCCCUGGCUUUGACAGGGGUCGGCAGCGUCUGAAAGCCACCAGGUUGUGCGACUGGCUGAACUUGGCUCGCCACGCGACACCGCUCCCCGAUGAUUUAUUAAUAGAAUCGUCGGGCGAGGGGGGGGAGGAGCGCGAUAACCAGCGACUCGACGCGAAACGGUUAGACAUCGCGAGGAAUGGCGGCGGGGCAUCUUCUUCCUCCACGCGGUUCAGGAAGAGCCACAGCGCCAUCGUCCACUCCUCUUCCAUGGAGAAUCCUCCGGAUCCUCCGUUCAGAAAGAGCCCUCUGAGCAGCGCCAUCAUCGACAAAUCGGUACACUUCGUCCACUCCGUGGAGAGUCCACCCGAGAGGCCGGAUCCGCCUUUCAAAAUCUCCACGCCGUUCGGAAAGGGUCCUUCAACGUCGAACAGCGCCAUCAUCGACUCCUCCUCCAUGGAGGAUCCUCCUUUCAGAUGUUCCACGCCGUUCAGAAACAGCCCUUUGAACAGCGCCAUCAUCGACGAUCCACCCGAGAGACCGGAUCCUCCUCUCAGAAGUUCGACGCCUUUUGGAAGAGUCCUUUGACGUCGAACAGCGCCA
Messenger RNA from Apis florea (little honeybee), 4389 nucleotides. RefSeq lists its product as uncharacterized. The record is from RefSeq and is a predicted model, not a curated record. NCBI's taxonomy places the organism in Eukaryota, Metazoa, Arthropoda, Insecta, Hymenoptera, Apidae.